GCAUUUUCUGAGGCAAAAAACCGAAUUGACCCCCUGAAUCCCCUGAAUCAAGCUGUAAACCAAGUAGAAUCUUCUCGACGUGUUACUGUGUAAAAUAUCAUAUUUUGUGGUGUGGUUGAGGUGGAAAAUCGUCAGGAAAAGAUAGUGAACAUGAAAAAUUAGGUGAGUUCGAGAAGCUUCUGCUGGGAAGGGAUGUAAAAUCUAAGUUGCUCGAGUUUCUAGCUUGAUGACAAUGGCCACAUACGGAUGGGGAAGUACGGUAAACGGAGAGUUGGGCCUCGGCGGCAUCGAGGAGGACAUUAUCUUGACGCCGCGCGAGAUUCACUGGAUGGGAAGUGCAGAGCUGGAGCAAGCGGCCUGCGGGACAUCUCACACGCUGUUGCUCACAAAGAUGGGCACCGUGUACUCGUGCGGCAAUAACGACUACGGGCAACUGGGGCAUGAUCUCUCCCGGAAAAGGCCACGUAUGUCCUCGUUUAAAUUUAUCAGCUCUCUGGAGAACUACACUAUCACGCAAGUGUCUAGCGGAGCGACUCACUCCAUGGCGCUCAAUGAUUGGGGUCAGGUAUUCACCUGGGGCUCCGAUACUCACGGGCAGUUGGGCAACGAAAUGGGCUCCAUCCAGGCCACGCCGCGUAUUGUGCGCGGCCUGAGCACUAAGCAUGUUGUCCAGAUUGUCUCUGGACACUUUCACUGUCUCGCGCUGACCAACAGUGGCGAGAUCUUUGCCUGGGGCGCCAACAACUUUGGCCAACUGGGCAUUGGGCCGGGAUCUGAAAGGAUCACAAAGCCGGUGCUCGUGGAGGCGCUCAGUGGCAUCCCGAUCGCCUUUAUUUGCUGCGGAUCGAAUCACAGUUUUGCCCUGUCUACGUCUGGAGCGGUGUUUGCGUGGGGAAAGAACAACUGUGGCCAGCUCGGGCUCAAUGAUGACUGUCACCACGCCUAUCCAGAACAGAUCCGCGGCCUGAGGAGCCUCGGAGUGAGGAACAUCGCGUGUGGUGACGAUUUCAGUGUCUUCCUCACGGCUGAUGGGCGCGUUUUCACGUGCGGUCUGGGCACUUCCGGACAACUGGGCCAUGGCAUCAACAACAACGAGAUCACGCCGCGAAUGGUGCUGGAAUUGGCCGGCAGUACAAUCACCCAAGUGUCCUGUGGAAGAAAGCAUACGCUGGCUUUCGUGCCGUCCAGAGGCAGAGUCUAUGGCUUCGGCCUGGGACACUCUGGCCAACUGAGCAUGGCGAAACCCAGGAAUGUUUCUGUUCCUCAAGUCGUCAGUGGUCCUUGGAUUUCCGCCACUGGACAGCCAUUCAAGGAGGCAGACGAAAGCGGAGUUGGUGGGCCAAGUAUGAAAGUGAGACGCAUUUUUUCUGGCGGAGAUCACUGCCUCGUAUCCGCUGUAGAGAAGUCCAGCAACAUACAAUCUUAUGAUUCACGCAUUUAUGACGGAAAGACGCAAAUUUGUCAACUUUCUCUGGAACUGGCGAGUUCCUUUAGUGAUUUAACAAAAGACAGUAAUGUUGAUUUGGACGUGAUAUCAAUAUUGGAGGUGAUAUUCAAAAAUCAAGCUUGCCUUAACGCUUCAUUCCUCAAGGAAUCUGAGGAGCACAGACCGUGCACAUCCAAGAAUCAUGGAGUUGAUGUGGCCAUUGCGGAGAAUGCCUUCGAGUACAUUCGCAAAGUGGAGAAUGAGAGUAUAAAGAAUCUGAUUUGGGAGUCAAUUACAACGGAUUUGAUACAGAGUCUGAAGGCGAAGCCACCGGAUGUGGAGACAUUGCGCAUUUAUCUGAUCCUGCCGCUCUAUCAUGAGUUCAUCAACUCGAAAAAUUACUCUAAACUUCACACGCCCUUUUCUCAGGCAGUUUUGCGCUUAUCCGAGUGCCCAUCGCGGAUUGUGCAUCGCUGGUGGUCAGAGCAGUCUGUGGAGUACUUUGAGCGCUUAGUGGAGUGCUUCAAGGGUGUGGUGACGUACAUUCUGAACUUUCAAUACCGCCAAGAUGCCAGCAAUCGUCUCGUGAUUGGCUAUGAGAAGAAUCUUCACAUGGCGCUGAAUCUUAUGCUCAAUCUGUUCGUGUCAAAUCACAAAUAUCGCACACAGAAGGUAGCUCAUGAGGUGUUCUGUGUGAAUGAUUUGCACGAGACUGUGGAUAUCCAGAAAGACUACGUGAUGUGGCUCUAUGACAAGGAUAACAAGUCCUUCCACCUCUGUUCCUACUCAUUCAUAUUUGAUGUGGCGGCGAAGACGCUACUGCUGCAGACAGAUCAGCGCAUUCAGAUGCAGAACGCCAUGCACAGUGCCACAGCUGAAGGAUACAUGCAGAUGUUGGCUGGCGGACCAGCGCAAUCGCUUAAUCCAUUCCUCGUGCUCAAUGUUACACGGGAGAACCUUGUUCAGGACACCAUUGCAGAGCUUGGUCGGUACAGUUCGAAUGAGUACAAGAGGCCAUUGCGAGUGAAGUUCAGGGACGAGGAGGCGGAGGAUGCCGGAGGCGUUCAGAAAGAGUUCUUCAUGCUGCUGCUGAAGGAGAUUCUGGACCCUAAAUAUGGAAUGUUCAAGGAAUACGAGGAUUCGAGGUACAUCUGGUUCUCUAAUGCCUCAUUCGAGACCGCCAACAUGUACACACUGAUUGGAAUUUUGUGUGGUUUGGCCAUUUACAACUUCACCAUCAUUGAUCUGCCCUUCCCGCUGGUGCUGUACAAGAAGAUCCUUCAGGAGGCCGUGGACUUAUCGGAUUUGAAAGAUCUCUCACCAACUGUGGCCACUUCAAUGGAGACAAUGCUGGCUUAUGAUGGUAAUGACUUUGAAGAUGUGUUCCUCGUCACAUUCUCUGUCACUGAGGAGGUGUUUGGAGAGCAACGAACUGUGGAUUUGAAGCCAAACGGAAGGAAUAUCAUGGUAACUCAGGAAACGAAGAAAGAAUUUGUCGAUCUCUACAUUGACUAUGUGUUGAAUGAGAGUGUGAAGAUGCACUUCAAGGGAUUUGACUUGGGAUUCCAGAAGGUAUGCGGCGGAGGAAUUCUACAUCUCUUCUCGUCGCGUGAACUGAUGGCCAUGGUUGUGGGCAAUGAGAACUAUGACUGGUUCGCCCUGCAGGAGACGGCGCAGUAUCGCAAUGGCUACUCGUCCAGCGAUCAGACGGUUCAGUGGUUCUGGGAAGUGUUUCACGAGCUGAGUCUCAAUGACAAGAAGAAUUUCCUGCUAUUCCUCACCGGAUCUAGUCGUAUUCCCAUUCAGGGCAUGAAGGCCAUCAAGAUCUACAUUCAACCCACGCCGGAUGACCGCUUUCUGCCCGUCGCUCACACAUGUUUCAAUUUGCUGGACCUGCCGCGCUACAGGACAAAGGAGAAACUGAAGUACAAACUCCUGCAGGCCAUUCAGCAAACUCAGGGCUUCAGUUUAGUGUGAGAUUGCCUCAUAAUUUUACUCGGGAGGGAGUGGGAAAAGAUACCGAUCAAAUUAUAUAAAUAAGAUAUUUUCAUGAAAAUGAGUUUGUUUCAAUU
This is a messenger RNA of Phlebotomus argentipes, 3498 nucleotides long. It is a transcript of the gene Herc4, whose product is annotated as probable E3 ubiquitin-protein ligase HERC4. The record is from RefSeq and is a predicted model, not a curated record. Gene Ontology annotation, molecular function: ubiquitin-protein transferase activity. Lineage: Eukaryota; Metazoa; Arthropoda; Insecta; Diptera; Psychodidae. Bases 227 to 3403 code for a protein of 1058 amino acids. The transcript is spliced from 6 exons.